Cyclocybe aegerita is the source of this 1746-nucleotide messenger RNA. The record is from the annotation of a GenBank genome assembly. Lineage: Eukaryota; Fungi; Basidiomycota; Agaricomycetes; Agaricales; Hemipholiotaceae.
AUGUCAAACGAAGCUUUUCGUCUCCUUUCGCGCGGAGGAGUUGUAUUUGACAAAUCUAAGUCGGACGUACAGCUUUUCAAUAAGAAGAAACGACCGCAAGGCAAAGAUUCGAGCGCGGUGAACUCGGAGAGUGGACAGAUACCUGUUGAACUAGACUUUUUCAGAUACGCGCAGAACAACGGGAAGCGAAAGCCUUCGGAGUCUAGUAAUCAGCCUAAAGGGAAGAGAAGAAAGACGGAAAGCGACGAGGAGGACGAGGAUGAAGAAGCUUCCCCGGACUCGAAGGCGCCGUUGCCCGCCCCGGGACCAACGCGUAUGCAGGCAGUGUGGGCACUCCAUUCGAAGGAACAGAAAGGCACUCGGACUGCCCAUCGUGUGACCACCAAGGGCACAAAUGUUCCUUCGCAUGUGGAUUCAUUUGAAGGGCUCAAGAAGUACACCAUCCCCUCGCACUUGUUCGCGAACCUCACAUCCAGUGGUUAUAAAGAGCCAACAAGCAUACAGUCGUAUUGCAUUCCUAUUAUGUUAGAGGGUCGCGACAUAGCAGCCAUCUCGCCGACUGGUACAGGAAAAACCCUUGCAUAUCUCCUUCCCAUAUUUUCGAAGCUUGGUUCCCCAGCAUCUAGCUCUAGUGGUGACGUCGGCACAGGAGUCCGCGCAGUCAUUGUGGUGCCCACUCGUGAACUUGCUCAUCAAAUACACAAUGAGUGUCUGAAACUCGCCCAGGGUCGAAAGUGGAAGCUCGUCCUGUUCAGUAAAGCAACAGCCAAUGCAUUAUCUCAGAAAGCAGCGCGGGAUAAAGUGGACAUCAUCAUUAGCACGCCGUUGCGUCUAGUUGCGGCGUUGCAGGAAGGAAACUUGGAGCUGAAUAAUGUCCGACAUCUUGUUCUUGAUGAAGCAGAUCGCAUGCUCGAUACCGAGUUCAUGCCCCAAAUACAAGAAAUUGUCGCGGCCUGCAGCCAUUCAAAGCUUCAGAAAGCUUUAUUCAGUGCAACAUUACCCGCUGGUGCUGAAAGGCUCGCCAUGGAGAUGCUCGACGACCCUGUUCGUGUCGUCGUGGGUCUGAAGGACACGCCUCUUCCUCUCAUAGCGCAGUCCUUGACCUAUGUUGCUGAUGAUCCUUCCAAGCUUCCAAGUCUUCUUACCUAUCUCGCUCAGCCUUACAACCCUCCUGUUUUAAUCUUCACCUCCACUCAAACACGUGCGACAUCACUAGCAGAAGAGCUUGUUCUGAAUGGGAUUUCCAAUGUCGACUGCCUACAUGCCGGUAUGACGCAGAAAGAACGCGAUGAUUCUCUGAGUAGGAUGCGCAAGGGAGAAAGCUGGGUGAUGAUAACUACAGAAGUUAUGGCGCGCGGUAUGGAUUUCAAGGGUGUUCGAGAAGUCAUCAACUACGAUUUCCCAACAACUAUUCAGAGUUAUGUGCACCGGAUUGGUCGUACCGGACGUGCGGGCAGAGAAGGAAAAGCGGUAACAUUCUUUACGGACGAGGAUGCACCGUACCUCAAGAUGAUCGCGAACGUCAUUCUUCAAUCGGGAUUUACGGUUCCUGAUUGGAUCCUCAAGUUGCCUAAGCCAUCGAAACUAAAGCGCAGACAAAUGGGCAAGGUCAAACGCCCUGACAUCGUCAAUCCUGCGAGAAAGGUCGGGCGACGAGAUGCAGUCAAGAAGCGGGACAUGGUAGCAGGGUCGAAGCGCAGAUCAGCCAAAGCAGCUGAGAAUUCUUCGGAAAGCGAAGAAAUAUAG